Rosa rugosa (rugosa rose) is the source of this 611-nucleotide messenger RNA. RefSeq names its product protein GLUTAMINE DUMPER 4-like. The transcript has a single exon. Lineage: Eukaryota; Viridiplantae; Streptophyta; Magnoliopsida; Rosales; Rosaceae. The record is from RefSeq and is a predicted model, not a curated record. The coding region runs from base 96 to 473 and encodes 125 amino acids. Gene Ontology annotation, biological process: regulation of amino acid export.
CGCAGUUCGUGCCUCUCUGAUUCUCGGAAAAAAUCUCGUUAGAGAGAGUGAAGGAGAUUCUACUGUGCCAGCCACACUAAUACUAGUCACCGAUCAUGCACGACGAUGAUAACUGUAACAACUGGCGGUGCUCGGCGUGGAACAAUCCGGUGCUUUAUUUGGCGGCGGCGUUUGUGGCCGUGUUCCUUUUUCUGCGGCUGGGGCUCUCCAUCUGGAUUUUCUACGAGAAGCGGAGGCAGAUAAUGGCUCAACAACACGAUCACAGAUUAUCAUCAGCUUCACAAGACUUGGAGAGUAAUGGGACGGUUACUAGUAAUAGUACUGAUCGUGUUCAUCAGACAGAAUGGGAACUGGAGAGUGUUAAUGGUGGUGGUGAGGCCAGCGAUUGCAAGGAAGGGAAAGUUUCCGACGAUAAGGUUUUGGUGAUAAUGGCCGGAGAUGACAAACCUACCUUCUUGGCCACGCCAAUGUGAGGGCGGCGGCCGAGACUACGGGGAUACAGAAUUAGAUCCCUAACCUAAGCUGAUGCUUUGUAGUUUAGUUCUAGGCCUUUAGCUAUUUGGUUGUUUGAGGCUGAAACAAAAAUGAUGUUACAGAUAAACCCCAAAAUU